AUGGUGGUCUCAGGCGCUGAAGAAGUUUCUACCAAGUCUGCAUCGGAUUAUGACCGAAUGAAAGAACUUAAGGAAUUCGAUGACACGAAAGCUGGUGUUAAAGGACUCGUAGACUCUGGGAUUGUGAAGGUCCCUCGUAUAUUCAUCGACCCAUCACUUAAAUCCGAUGAGAAGCUGGUUAUUUCAAGUGAUGAGAAACGUUCUACGGUUCCGGUCAUAGACCUGAACGGCAUCCACGAAGAUGCUGUUCGACGGAAAGACGUCGUCGACCAAGUCCGACAUGCAUCGGAGACAUGGGGCUUCUUUCAGGUGGUGAAUCAUGGAAUCCCUACCAGUGUUUUGGAUGAGAUGCUUCAAGGGGUUCGCAGAUUCAACGAGCAAGACGUUGAAGUAAGGAAGAGAUUUUACAGUCGCGACACCAACAAAAAGGUGGUUUACAAUAGCAACUUCGUCUUGUAUCAGUCAGCAGCAGUUAAUUGGAGAGACACCUUCCAUUGUCUUAUGUCUCCUAAUCCUCCCAGCCCCGAAGAAAUUCCUCAAGUGUGCCGAGAUAUAAUGAUCAAGUACUCGGGGCAGGUUGAAAGAUUGGCAGUUACAUUGUUGGCUUUACUAUCGGAGGCUUUGAUGCUUAAACCAAGCCACCUGGUAGACAUAGGGUGUGCCGAGAGUCAUGCCAUUGCAUGUCAUUACUACCCCGCCUGCCCACAGCCUGAACUGACACUGGGAACAAGCAAGCAUGCCGACAACGAUUUUAUCACCAUCCUUCUACAAGACCUGAUUGGUGGCCUCCAAGUCCUUCAUCAAAACCAUUGGCUUGAUGUGACCCCUCUGCGUGGGGCCCUCGUUGUCAACAUUGGAUGUGUUUUGCAGAUUAUUUCAAAUGAUAGAUUUAAAAGCGUGGAACAUAGAGUAGUUGCAAAGAACAUAGGCCCCAGAGUGUCGGUGGCAUGCUUUUUCCCUACAACCAUUCAGGAAUCCAUCAAGAAGUAUGGUCCAAUCAAGGAGCUGCUAUCUGAGGAGAAUCCCCCCAUUUACAGGGAAACUACGAUCCCGGAAUUUAAUUCAUACUUCUUUUCAAAAGGCGGAUUUGAUGGCAGCAGCCCUGUGUUAGAUUAUUUUAAGUUGUGA
Molecule: messenger RNA, 1128 nt
Organism: Nelumbo nucifera (sacred lotus)
Lineage: Eukaryota; Viridiplantae; Streptophyta; Magnoliopsida; Proteales; Nelumbonaceae
Product: 1-aminocyclopropane-1-carboxylate oxidase homolog
Source: RefSeq, a predicted model, not a curated record